Molecule: messenger RNA, 1168 nt
Organism: Suillus paluster
Lineage: Eukaryota; Fungi; Basidiomycota; Agaricomycetes; Boletales; Suillaceae
Exons: 1
Source: RefSeq, a predicted model, not a curated record
GCGCAGUCCGCGGCGCAGCCGCAGACCUUCGCAGGGCUAUGCAAGGGCUGGGUUCAUGUGUCCAGGCCUAUGUCACUGUGAAACGACUCUGUGCACCAAGUCACCCCAGGCUGGAUGUAUUGAUUCGUUUGAACCGUGUACUGUUGUCAGCCUCUCGGACUAAGCCUUACUAGUCUUGACCGACAAACUUAGCAUCGUUCAUCACCACCUAUCGAUCAUGGUACCCUCCAUUACAGCUAGCUUCCCUGUUGCAUCCACGUCUAGCUCUUCCCGCCCAGCCCACGUCAAUCAAGGCUCAUUUCCUGUCGCAAGCAUCAUCAUCCUCGCGAUCACCAUCAUUGGCAUGGGUGCCCUCGUGGUCUGCGUCUUUCUCCGGAAUCGCUCAUCAGCCAGGAUCAAGCGAGGUUCAUUGACGGUCGACAAGGACAAGCCGAGCCCUGUGAACAAACCCUGGUCGCGUGUACUCUCUUGGUUCUCCAAGUCGCGUCGUUGGUGGUCAGAAACCAAGUCAAACACCAAGCACAAGCGGGGCGACAUGACUACUAUUAGCGCGUUGCAUGCGACCUGUACCUUCGUUGCUGCUGCACCAUCAAAGUUUUUUGCCCCUCCUGUCGUGAUGCAAUUCAGAGUGCCGGACACAGAGAAGUUUGUUAUGCUAUGUUCGGUCUGUUGCCCCUUGUCGGCGCAUCAUACCUGUCAUGAUCCAAAUCCGCGGGUGAGUGGAAGCCACUCCCACAACCCAACCACAACUUACACGACCAAGGUGCAAAGUACUUUUGUCGACAUUCCACAUCUAGCCCAACAAUCAGAGCAACUUCCCGUGAGUCAACAACCGUCAAAUAUCCCCGAGCGUGCGCCGUAUAGCGUCAACAUCUCGUCUUCCGGUCAAGAUCGCUCGUGUACCAUCGAGCCACACCAAGAUCAGCCACAGUCGUCAUCUGCUUCACCAAAAUGGCCAAAGAGGACGCUUGCCCGAGAAGAUCUCCCGGUUUUCUUUGUAAAGACUUCACUGAGAUGACGUGUCAGUUGUGUAAUGAGUACCUUGUGAUAUAUUCGUUUUAUUCCUCUGCCUGAAAACAGAUGUGAUUUAAACCUAUUAUCGAUUGUCACCUAGGACAAACAGUCGCUGGCAGUACAACCACACUGCCAAGUUAAUAGACACCAGAGG